Molecule: messenger RNA, 3056 nt
Organism: Belonocnema kinseyi
Lineage: Eukaryota; Metazoa; Arthropoda; Insecta; Hymenoptera; Cynipidae
Exons: 8
Coding region: 241-1851 (536 amino acids)
Source: RefSeq, a predicted model, not a curated record
GUCUGCAGUUGAAAGGGAUUCUUGAGUAAGUGACAACCGCGCCAGAAUAGAGAAUUUAACGCCAAAAAAUUAAUAAUAAAAAAUGGCAGUCACCUAAUACUUUUUUUUGUCAUACAAGAGUCUUAAAGUCAACCGAAAAAUACCAUUGUUAAAGGUUGAAAUUAAUGGUCUGGGAAAUAAUUGAAAAUAAAUAGUAAAAAAUUUCAUAAUAUUGAAUUUGGAAGAGAGAAAUUUUCAAAAAUGAAAAACCAUGCGUGUUUAUGGCUAGUGAUCAUAACGAUAUUGAGUGCUUGCACCUGUGGAGUGAGACCCGCUUGCAAUGGACCGACACAAAUUUCCGUCCUAACAGGUGUCCAUGAUGAUCCAGCCUGCAGGAAACUUUCAUCGAGAGGAGUGUUGCUAUUUGAAGCAUCCAGUUUUCUCACCGAGCUGCACAACAACAAGUCGAGUGGACUUCAAAUAGAAUUGGCCGUUAUGGACACGUGUGGUAGCAUUGCUGGAGCUAUGAAAGCUGCCAUGAAGGCUCUCGUUAGGGCAGAUGUCAAUUGCUUGCAACCACCCUACUAUUUAGGAAUAAUUGGUCCCGAUACGAUGACUAAUGCUGAAGCCGUACAGAAAGUAACUUCAGUACUGAGAGUACCUCAAAUUGUAAACAAAGCCUCCAACUCACCAUUUCUCCACCACUUGCCAAAAGAAUCGGAUGAAUACAUCGUUCGAGCUAUUCUUAAAACGAUGGAUGCUCUAAAUUGGAAAACAUUCACUCUCACGAUCCAGAAAAAAGACAACGAUGAUGAUGAUGUGCAGAAUAUUGCUAAGAAACUGACGAUGGAAGCCAUUGCUAAAGGGUUAUGUGUCUUAAUCCAUGAGGAUGACCAAAAUGAUUUUUCAUCGAAUAUCGUACACAUUGGAAAACCUGAUAGUCGAUUUUUCGCUGGUCCAGUAAAUGCAACAAUUUUAGUGGUCAGUGAAGGAAACUUACAGCCCUAUUUGAAUCAUAUAAGUACUACAAAUUCAGUGAUCCUCUUAGAAGAUGCCAGAAACGACUUCGAUGAUUUGGAACUCAGGGUGAAGAAAUCCAGGUGGUGGGCAGAAGAGGGAUCCGGAAGAUAUGACAGUGAAGAACUCAGAGAAGUCAGAUGGCUUCAAGACGCAGUGGAAGUUUACGUGAAUGCAAUAGAAAAUUUGUGUAAAAAGAAGAAGUGCAAGAAUCAAGUUAGCCCAACCGACUGGAAUAAUGCUUUGACUAGUGCACUGGCGAGACAAAACGCAGAAGCGGAAUCAGCUGUGAAAGUUAUGGAGAUUUUAAUUAAAGAUCAAAAUUCGAAAUUAGCUAUUUUGGGAAAAAUAAAAGUUGUUAACAAUAAAGCAACUAUCCACUGGAGAAACUCAAAAACUGACAUUGAUGAUAAUAAUAACGAUGACUCUUCAGAAAAUUACGAUGAUAACUUCGAAAUAAUUCCGAGCACUUUCAAAACACUGAUAUCAAAGGCUAUGGAAACACGAAGUGGCUGUGCUAUCUCAACGAAAAACAACGAAAAUACAUUUACUGAUGGUGAAGAUGAAGCCGCACGUGUCUUCGUUUCAGAAACGGAUGAGAUUGAAUGGUGGACAAUGAUACUUGUAGUAAGCGGAGUGGGAAUAGCUAUGUUCACUGUGGGAAUUCUGGCUGUUUACAUUGUCUACACAAAUAUUCGAGGCCCUAAAGUUAAAAAGACUCUAGAAAGGGUUCAUAGUUUGCGGAGCAUGGGAAGUCAACGACAACCAGCAACUAUCACAAGAGUCAUGCGAGGUCCUCAAAGGAGAGAUAGUAAUCACAGCGUUAUCAGCAAUGUAUCAGAAAAAAGUGUUUAAAAAGGAAAUUUAGAGAAAACAUGAAAAUGACAACUCAAAUUUUUUCGAAAUUAUGUUUUUAACGAUUUCAAGCAAUUUAGGACACUACACUGGAACCUGAAAUUAAGAAUAGUUUCGGUCAUGGCUUGCAGUGGCCUUGAACCUGAAUCCAGGGAUUAAAGUAACGUCAAUUCAGGGGCGCACGAACUAUUGAGACCCGCCUCUUUUUCGGUCCCGCGGUUCCCGCAUAUCCAAAAUGUCGCGGACAUCAAUUCUAGGAAUAUCCUAAAUCCGGGGUUCUUAAUUCCAGGUUCCAGUGUGUUUAAAGCCUGCUUGACAUCAGCAUUUUUGACAAUGCUAUCGACUAACAAAUUUUAAAAAGUCAACUUUUUAUUGACGUAUUGUAGAGCUGGCUUAAUUUAUCGAUACAUAUAAGGAAUAUAUAAAAGUCAUUUUUCUUUUCACUAUAAAAAAUUAUUUUUUAAAUUAUGCGAACAACACCUGCAUAAAGAUCGUUUGGUUUUUUCGCCCUUGAAAAAGAAAUUUUUAGAAAUUCACUUCCCCAGAACACUGUAAAUAAAGCCCAUGGUUUUCUAUAAUUUUAUUUUGGAUCGUCAUCUAGUUUUCAUUUUCAUGUCUUUGAGCAUUUUUGUUUUUCUUAAAUUAACUGCAGAAACAAUUUUUUUAUUUGAAUUAAACAUUUAGUCGAUUCUGUUAUUUUAUUCUAUAAAUAAAACAAAAGAAAUUAUCUAACGACGAAAUAAUUUCCUAAUUCAUGUUCAGUCCCUUUGAAAAAGAAAUAGACGUUUCUAGUUAAAUUGUUAUUGUCCUCAUUUUUUACAACAGAAAAAACUGCAUUAUUAUAAUUUUAACAAAAAUGGUGAAUCAAUUUAGAUCCAGCAGAGUUAGGUGUACAUUUAACAACAAUGGUAAGAAAUUAGUUGCAUUUAAAUUCAAACUUAUUAUUAAUAAUGCGAUGAUACAACUCAGAAGUCACUAGAUUUUAAUUGCAUAAAUGAGGUAUUAAUUGCGAGAAGUUCAAUUUAGAUUAGUAAAUUCGAGUGCUAUCAAUAUUGAAAUAUUCAAGAGAAAGUUAUUUUCAUUAUUACAUUCCAAAUAAUGUGGUUCUACUUGUCGACAUAAUGUAACUUUUCGAGUAAGUAUUUAUGUAAAUACUAUGAGCUCUGUACUAUAACUUAUUAAUAAAGGCCAGACACAUUCGAAAA